CAAUCUUCACCACCACCACCACCAUCGUCUACAACAACAAAAUGUUCGUCUUCAACAAGCCGUGGAAGAAGCAAGCAAUGCUCAUCAACGCUGUGUCGCUGCUCUCCGUCGUGUUUCUUCUGCUGCUGAUUGAACAAGUCAACACUGAGGGAAUCAACAUCAAGCUCGACAUGGAGGGGGAUGAUGUUUCCAAGGCUUCGGAGGGAGGAAAGGAUGCUUUGCUGACUACUGACCCUCCGACAGCUGAGGAAGCAACCACAACAACUACAACCACCAAAGCCGCAACCAGCGCAACUCCGCAGGAAGAACCGCCGGAAGGAUUUUUGGUCAACGCAGCGCAUGGACUCCAAAAUCUGGCUGGAGGCAGCUACCGCACUAAGAAACUCACUCCGGAAGAAGAAGCAGCUGCUGAACUUGGUUUUGUGUUGGUCCUUAUCGGAUUUUGUUGCUGCUGUGCUUGUUGUAUUGGCUUCGUCGUUCUGCUCGUCAAGGUGUUAUCAAAGUAAGAAGGAAACAAGACGAAAGGAAGACGGCAACAAAGAAUACGUGAGGGAUAAAAGAAGACAAACACAAUCAUCGAUAAAUAGAUAAAUAAAUAAUUUUGUGUUUCGCUAUGUUUUCUAUAAUAUGUUUGUAUUGUCUCUAUAUAUUGUUGUGUUUUUGCCUUGUAUAAAAUAAAUAGGUGUUUUCUGUUAGAUAGACAUUUUCCGGAAAAAAUACAAAACUUGAGGGAAAACACAUUUAAAUAGG
This is a messenger RNA of Meloidogyne enterolobii, 750 nucleotides long. NCBI's taxonomy places the organism in Eukaryota, Metazoa, Nematoda, Chromadorea, Rhabditida, Meloidogynidae. The record is from the annotation of a GenBank genome assembly.